UACAACAUGAAACCGAACUAAAGGUACACACUUGUACGCGAACUUGUCGUUGACGUCAUAUUUAGUGGCCGGAAAUCGCAGACGGGAGUCCGCUGAGGAGAAUGGCUGGGCUGAUUAAAAAGACGACCGGGCUGGUCGGCUUGGCAGUAUCCCACAGUCCACAUGAGCGUCUGAGGAUUCUGUAUUCAAAGAUCCUGGCGUCACUGCAGAACAUGCCACAGGACGCAGCAUACAGGAAGUACACAGAGCAGCUGGUCAGCGAGAGGUUCAACCACGUUAAAAUGGAACCUGAUGUUGAGAAGCUGGAGAAGAAGAUAAACUGUGGGCAGAUUGAAGAAGUUAUUUUCCAGGCGGAGUGUGAGCUGGCUCUGUCCAGGAAGAUGAUGGAGUGGAAACCAUGGGAGCCGCUGGUGGAGGAGCCUCCACCUAACCAGUGGAAGUGGCCUAUCUGAGUACACCUGUGUAUACUGCUCAUGUCAUACUGUGUGUGUUUGUGUGUGUUCCAUACCUCUGCUUCAAAUGAAGUACUGUACAAAUAAAAGUCUUGCAGAUAUUUCCCCA
Messenger RNA from Scatophagus argus, 561 nucleotides. RefSeq names its product NADH:ubiquinone oxidoreductase subunit A5 (gene ndufa5). The transcript is spliced from 5 exons. NCBI's taxonomy places the organism in Eukaryota, Metazoa, Chordata, Actinopteri, Scatophagidae. The record is from RefSeq and is a predicted model, not a curated record. The coding region runs from base 102 to 452 and encodes 116 amino acids. Gene Ontology annotation, biological process: respiratory electron transport chain.